CACUCGACCGCAUUCUGUACAAUCCAAAGUCUUGUCCGGGAAAUAGCGAAACGUCCUAACCGCCCCACCGAAAAUGUGGUUGUCUACGAACAAGAAAUCUAAAACCGGAAAGAAUUCGUCGUUGAUUUCGAACGGUGCUUCGGGCGGAGGGGACUGGAGGACAACCUUGCCUCUCGAUUGGACACGAAUGAAACGGGACCGGCAAGGAUUCGGCGACGACGGGGCCGGUAUGGGCCGCCAUCGGGGCAGCACCCGCCCCCGAGGUCCUUCCGAUAACAAUGGCGGCAGCGAUGGCGAUGGAAAUUCCGACGCGGGCCGCAAGAUCGAGGGAAGGGCCAUAUUCUGUUUGCACGACAACGAUCCGGAUUGGAUCCAGGGAUACUUCGUCGCAAAGGGGUCUACGAAGCCAUGGGGGAUGCUGGYGACUCGAGAAGAGGUCGACGACUGCAUGGCCUGCUGUGCGGGGGGAUAUCGGCGAUUGUCACUGACUGUAUACAAUCGCCAUCGCAAGGGCGGUGCCAUUGGUCGCAAACGCAAGCGUCCCGRCCCGGAAUCAUCCGGCAGUGAGGAAGAGGACAACAAUGRAAACCUUAGCGGCGCGAAGCGGGAAAAGCCSCUGAGGAUUCGAGGCGUCGAGUGGACGGGAGGCGAUAUGAUGGCGCUCUACCAUCCGGACUAUGUCGAYAUGAAAGGCGAGCKCCUUCUUACGGUACGAACCACGAUUGUSUGUCUUUUUGUGAUGAUUGGUCAAAUUGCGUGGAAUGCUAGAUGCAUUGCAGGGCUGGAAGUGGGCACUAAUGCCAAGUUUUCAUCCUUCUAAAUUUGUGUGUGUCGACAGGGGAAGAGGGCUCUUCCAGUGCUGCACAGGUACUUCCAGAAUCUGAUCCAUCGGUUGGAAAAAGAGUUUUGCGUCGAAGAGUGUUCUUCGGUUUUAGAUUGGCUCCCAGACGUAGCGAUUGUUACCGGACCCAUGUCGCUCGCGCUGCCACCAGAAUGAGAUUCCAAAAGAACUCACGGCGCAGGAUCCGGUUUUGACGAUCAAUUCGAUUAACGAUUACCCUCUACUGUACAUGGUAUAAACACAAACUAGACAU
Messenger RNA from Pseudo-nitzschia multistriata, 1094 nucleotides. The record is from the annotation of a GenBank genome assembly. Lineage: Eukaryota; Bacillariophyta; Bacillariophyceae; Bacillariales; Bacillariaceae.